Caenorhabditis remanei is the source of this 1053-nucleotide messenger RNA. RefSeq lists its product as uncharacterized. The coding region runs from base 1 to 1053 and encodes 350 amino acids. The transcript has 3 exons. Gene Ontology annotation, molecular function: protein binding. Lineage: Eukaryota; Metazoa; Nematoda; Chromadorea; Rhabditida; Rhabditidae. The record is from RefSeq and is a predicted model, not a curated record.
AUGUCAACCGUCUUCCAUCUCUUCUCUCUCCCCUAUGUACCUCUCAAACAAGUUUUUGAUAACUUUGGACCAACGGGGAUAUUCAACAUUUCCAUGACCUCUCGAAAAUCAAAAAACAUUGCAGUAUCCUACAGGGGUCCUUCAAAAAAUGUUCAGUUUGAUUUGGGUUUUGGUGUUAAAGAUCACGUAAAGUUUUUCGAUGAAGAAUAUUUUGGCUUGCUGGUUCAAGUACUAGAGACAUCAGAACUCCCGGAGAGGACAUUGGCUACAGUGAGAAUCGGAAACUUCGAGAUAAUUCCAGUGGAAAUGGGGAUGUUGUACCAGAUGCCUUGCCUAAAAACAUAUUGGAAAGAUCGAAUGGUUGGGCUGUUUGAAAUCGGGAAAUAUGUUAGAGAAGUGUUUAAUCGAGAUAUCUACAAAGUGAUGUUAGGAGAUGAAUACGCGGAAAAUGACCAUAGACGGGCGAUCGAUUGGGUGUUGGAGACACAGAAAUCGAUAGAAGAGAUCUAUUGCGAGUUUACACCGAGAACCGAUGAAGACUUUGAGUAUUUGUUAGAAAAGUUGGCACGACACGCAAGAGAAUUCUCAUUUGUUGUCAAACCAUCGGAUGGGUAUUGUCCUGUGAAGAUAACUCAUUUCAUGAAUGAUGACCUCUAUCUGCAGCCUAGUUUUUGGAUUAAGCUGGACCAUUUAUUGACAAUGAACUGCAGAAGUAUUCUAUUGGCAGACUCAACGUUGACUUACAAGGAUAUCAAUUUGUUUUUGAAACAUUGGAUGAGUGGAGGAUGUUUUGAAUUAAAAAAUUUAGAUAUUCGUGUGGAACAAUCGAUUGAUUACGAAACCACGUUAAAUGGUACGGAUUACACAAAGAGGGAUAAGGAACUGAGAAGAGAUUAUGAGACCGAAAUGGACGACACUUAUACUAUCAAAGGGGGCUUUGAUAUCAAACGAUCAAUUGAUGACGUCAUGGCAACUGUUUUGGAUGACGGCGCGAACUCUAAAUUGUUCAGAAUGCUCGUCUGGCCGGACUUUGCUGAAAAUUCUUACUGUUAG